AUGUCGUCUCUGCUCCAGACUGCGGGCGACAACAUCACGGACAUUCCACCGCCUGUAGAGGAAGGCUCCCGGUGCGCCCCGGCUCCUCCUGGCCCCGACUACACGAUAAUUGACAGUGUCAAAUAUCCAGACGAGGCUUUUACAGCUCACAGGAAAGCAGCUCCUGAGAGCUUCAGGCACGAACACAUUGACCUGCGGAAUGCACUGAAGUCCAGCACCACCCAGGAUCUUAAGGAUGACCAAUAUAUAAACUGUUUUGUCUCAAAAGGCGAAGGCUUUACUGCAACAAAGGGAUGCGAUUCCAUGACCAACGCAUUUACCAUAUCCACAAACGUGGAGUGCUUCCCUACAUGGAGACAAACAACAGACGUGCUCAUACCAAUAAAACAUACCCACAAAGGGUGGUCGGAAAACCACUUUCCUCAUCCCCCAAGACCAAAGGGCCUCCCCAAAGGGCCUGAAAUUAGACACCUUGACAUAACCAAGACAUGGAAAGGGCUGUCUAUGGCCGAAGCAAACGAACUGAUCAUCUGGGAGAUGGCCUUCCGGGCCACGCUGGCUGCUUUCACAUCUAGUAAACUUGACUUCAUCGAAGGCUAUGUCGUAGAUAUCGAGCAUGGGUUACGGGGCAAGGACUGGCCGGUUUUCCGGCGCCUACCCUUUAACACAGUCGACUUGGCAGAGAGAUUGGUGAAGAUUGUUAAGUCGCAACCAGGCUAUAGAGGUUUAUUCGAGUCCUUGGGUGAUCUUCAGAAAUGGGCUGUUCAGUUUAUUUGCCUCCAUGAUUGCUUCACCGGAGGCGAAUGUGCUGUUAAUGAGUUACUUAUGGGAGUAAAGGUCUUACCAUAUGGAAUGAGGAAUAUGGGAUAUAAGUCUCCAGGCUCAACUGUUGAUAUACGAUGGGAACCUCACUACUUAUCCUUCGAUGGAACGGACUGGAAAUGUGUAGAGGGGCACGAGUUCAACUUGAUUCCGCAGUAUAACUGUGCACCUAUUGGUGGUACGGUCAUGUCUGUGAAAUUCAGUACCUCUUCAAGAUGGCUUACCUGGGACCCAACUAAUCAACGCUUCUUCGGCAUUAUGCCCUUUUUCUCUGAUCGUCGUACCCGCCAAUUUUUCGAUGACCUGACAAUCACCUGCAAUAACCCUGGUGUAUAUUCUUAUUCGGUUCUCAUUACGGUUUGUGGGAAUGCCACCAUAUACUUUGGAUCCAACAUACGGUUUGAACAGGCUGUCAGAGCGAGGAUCACCGUCGACGUGUUGAGAAGAGACUCACCGGAAGUUAUAUCUCGCUUACCACAUGAAAUGGAACUAUUUAUAAGUGGCAGAUCAGGUGGCCGCAUGUUUCUUCCACACUUUUCGGUCGCCCCAAAACAAGGUCCAGGAGACUCUAGAAAUGGGGAAUUCGUUAAACAUACUGAGAAGCCAGAUGAAGAGAAGUGUCCUCGGCUACCUCCCAGCGAGCCUAUGGACUAUGAUGACCCAUGUCGAAUCUUUGGAGGGACCAAGCUUCUCCUCCGUCUAGGCCACGAGGAGGCAUGUAAAUUGGUAUUAAAUACCCCUAUGCCUCCAUGGCCAGACAUAAUAGCUGCAAGACGCAAAAGGGCGAAAGAGGCUGCGGACCCGUCCCCCCUUUUUAGAAGGAGGAUCCUUCCUCCACGGGUCCCAAUACCAAGACAAGAUUCAUCUUCCUCUUGGCCUUCAUGUCGUCGGCAUAGAGCUGAGGGAACAGACUCCUCGACCUCGAUGUCUGGAGGUUUGAUCACAAGGUCGAAUCCUUCUGUACAUUCCCAGCGGUCGAUCCUUCCAAUACACAAAGAUAACGCUUAUAGUGCCGAUAGCGCUGACUCGCAGCCACAGCACUCCCAGCUCUCGACCUCCACGUCUUCUAGCCAUAGGGACCUAACACCAACCUCUAGCUCUGAUAAUGAUAAACACGGGUAUACCGACGCUCCGCCCAUUGAGAGCGUCGGUGCUAGCUGCUUUCUAACUAAUUCUGAUGUUGAAGCAGCAGCUCAGGGCAGAGAACAGUGUCAGGGGAUCCUGAACAUGCUGAGGCAUGGGCCUCGUAGCCCGCAGGUGAAAGACCCAUCGUCACCGCCGGAUGAAGGGAAUAAGACUAGUAUACCGCACCAUAGAAUAUGGAAACCCCAUGAUGAUAGCGUUCAGCCAGUGGAAACGCAGUCUGAUGGAGAGAGUUCUCCAACAAAUUCAAACAUAAUAAACACACCACCCGAGUCACCACAACCCCUUGAAUAUCAGAACCAUGAUAUUACAUUGCAGCGCGAUACAUCGCACCCCCCAUCGGAGACGACAAUGCCUAAUCGAGCGGGCAUCCAGGGCGGCUUAUCAACACCGCCACACCAGAGUCAGGAAUCAACAACACUUUCAAAUGAUGUUGAUUCAGAGCAGAGCAGCUUGAUGGGGACUUACUUUAUCUGUCCUACCCCAAAAAACAUUGCUGAUCGCCUUGACGACCAGGACAGCUGGAUAUUGGAAGUGCCUUCUUGUAUUCAAAUCAGUGAUCGACCGCCCAUGGAUAUGGAACCGUUUCGUGAAAUCAUGGAACGUAUGACUGCGGACAUCGGGAUGCCAUUGUCAGCUCCGGCAACAUAA
Molecule: messenger RNA, 2616 nt
Organism: Microsporum canis CBS 113480
Lineage: Eukaryota; Fungi; Ascomycota; Eurotiomycetes; Onygenales; Arthrodermataceae
Exons: 2
Coding region: 1-2616 (871 amino acids)
Source: RefSeq, a predicted model, not a curated record